Ambispora leptoticha is the source of this 1029-nucleotide messenger RNA. Lineage: Eukaryota; Fungi; Glomeromycota; Glomeromycetes; Archaeosporales; Ambisporaceae. The record is from the annotation of a GenBank genome assembly.
AUGUCGACAAAGAUGACAUCCAACAAUAACAACACCAGUACGUCAACAAACACUAGGGAUGUAAAAAUAUCCUUCAAUUCUAUUGUUCGCCGAUUCAUUGUUCCAAAAGAUAUCACCUGGCAUGAUUUCGAAGACCAAAUUCGUAAACGAUUCUUGAAUCUUUCGCCACAGCCAAUCUUUUUAUCGUAUAAAGAUGAAGAUGGUGAUAUUAUUACAUUGUCGUCCACAGAGGAACUUUCUGAAGUUUUAGCUAGUAAUAAUAGUAGUACUAUUGCUUUUAGCAUGUCUUUUGCUGGGUAUGACCCUAAUACCUCUUGGAUUUUCGAAAGAGGUGAACAGCAACAACAGAGAAGUUCAGCUGAGAGUUCUAUUAGCGAGACGGCAAGUCUUAUUGAUCUUAGCGAAAAUGAAGAACAAGCACAAAGAACUGAAUCAAAAGAAAAUUCAAAUUUAAUCAACGAACAAGAUCAAAGACGACAACAACCAGACCAAGAGAGAACACCAUUUAAUGUUUUUAGCACUGCUGGCAAUAUCACAAACCGAAUCUCGGAUCUAUUUCAAGAAAAUUUCGACGAAUGGAUUUUAUUUUCAGGAUUUGGCCAAGAAAUCACGCUUCGCAUUGCGUGUGGUUCAAACAAUACCCAAUCACAACAACAAUCAAACGAAAGUGGUUCUGUUCCCUUAACUGACGGCAACAUUCCUUUGCCUCCUCACCCUCCGACUGAUCCACCACACAGACGUCCACCAGGAUCUUUCAGGUCACCUCAUGGUCAUGCACCUACUCGAUUCUCUUUCUUGUUAACAAAAGCUAUUUUCGCUAUCAUCGCUUUGAUUCUUAUUAUUGCCGUCAUCAAAUUAAUCUUUUCUGUUGUUUUUCCUGUACUUAUUAUUCUUUUUCUCGGAAAACUCAUACACCGUAUUCAUGGUCGCGGCGGACGGCAUCGUGACCCACUAGGUCGUCAUGGGUUUAGUUGGGGAAAUCAUCAUCAUCGCCGUCAUGGUCAUCCGCCACCACCACCUUGGUGGUAA